Dermacentor andersoni is the source of this 2232-nucleotide messenger RNA. RefSeq lists its product as uncharacterized. The record is from RefSeq and is a predicted model, not a curated record. NCBI's taxonomy places the organism in Eukaryota, Metazoa, Arthropoda, Arachnida, Ixodida, Ixodidae.
GGCGGGUGUUUGCCUAAUGGCAAACGUCUAAUUGACGUCUUUGGACUGUUGAGACGUAACAGAAGCAUGCUUAAUACAGCGCAUGACCUGUGACAAACAUAUACUAGUCUCUCCCAGUGGACGCACUUCGUCCAUGUUUCAACCAAUUAAAUAAUGUCCUAAUAUGUGUGCGCCAUUUCGGAGGGAAAUAGCACAUCCGCCGGACAUCCAAAUUUGGAUAUCCUAUCGAGGUCGUUUCAAGAAUUAGUAUCGUAUCUGCAUCUUUCUUUCGGCUCACAUGUGAAAAGUUCUCUCAGAGGCUUUGGCUUUCGGUUUCCCGGCGACAGAAGAACGUUUUCUCAUAUGGUCAACUCGUGCAAGCCGAGGCUAUCAUGCCUACAGCUCAUGCGUACAUCAUAAGUUGCGUAUGUCCUGGUGCAAUUGACUCACCAAUCCCCCAUAGUAGGUUAUGCCCUCUAUCCUUAAAUUGUUCCUCGUAUUACCGGCAAGUCCUUGUUCCCUAGUGAAAUGGCGCAAACCACUCUGGCGGAUAGACCAUGAAUGUAAUUUGUUUACCUUUAUCGACCUCAAACCAACUGUCAUUUGGUGCAAGGUUGUGCUGCUGGGGGUGAAAAUAAUGGCGUACUUUUUCUUGAGCAUUAAGUCAAACCAAAUUUUACUGCCAUUGUGCCACCUAAAUUCUUUUUUUCAUCUUUCGUUCUUUACGACUUCGUGCACUUCUUGUCCCAAAUUUUGUGAGACCAAUUCGCAUCUUUGGCACGAGCCAUAUUUUGAGGCCACAACAGUAACCCCCCUUUCCUGUCGCUUUCUCCCUUCACCAAAAAGGCAAUGUUCAUCUUUCCCUUACAUAUUUUCUCUAUCCACUACAGCUGUGCUUAUAUCUCGUCACGCGCUUUGUUGGUCAGUUCCGCUCAUCCCGCACGUGCCAUGCAGACGAUGUCAUCUGGCAUGCCAUCAGCAUCGCCAUCAGCGUGGCCACAUUCCAACCGCGGCUGGUCCCGUCGCAACCCCACCACCGGCGCUGUCGCGUCCCCGUCUUCCGCCGUUGUGACAGAACCGCCGGGCGGUACGCGGCGGCGGAGCAUGAGGCCAACGUGACGUAAGCGCCGGUAAGCCUGCCUCCGGUGUGUUCGGCUACGUCUCGCAACACCCCUUGCGGAGAGGUACCAGCGCACGGGUAUGCCCAAGGCGCCAUCAUGGCAGACCCUAGCGGCGCUCUUGCUGCUACUGCCGCUGGCGUUACCCAGCUGCAUGUGCUUCGUAGGGGUUGCGAGCGCUCGAAGCCGGCGAGAGGUCUUCAAGCGCGCCCGGCCGCCGGGAGGCGGAUACGACGACGGCGGACGGCCAAUCGCGGGCCUCCGAGUUGCCGCGCGCAGCGACGACGCCGGCACCAGAGUGAACCGCACAUCGGCACAACCCAACAAGCGACGGCCGCGCCUCCUGGACGUCGGUAGGCUCCUGCAGCUGGUCGCGACGGACAACGCCACCGGUCACUACCACAGUGGCGGCAGCGGCGAUAACAAGUCCCACCAGCAGCCAGUGAUGAGCCGCCACAUCGACGCGUCCAUGGCCGAGCUGGUGGCACUGCAGACGUUCGACGGGGGCAUCUCCUGGAUCGAAGCCAAGUUCGUCAACGACUCGCGCGGCGCCAGUCGUAGGCGCCAUCACCGGACGAGGCCGUACAGUGUCGAAGAGAGGCUCGCGCUGCUCAUACCGGUGGUCGCUUUUGUGCUGCCGUUCCUGAUUUGGCUAUGCUGCAUGGUGAUCUGCAUCGCGCGAGCCUCGGUAAAAGGGCCGUACUGAAGAACGCACGCGCACUGCAGCGCCACUCUAAUUCAUAGAUAAUGCAGCGCAAGAUGUGCAUCGAUCGUGAUGGUUCUGUGGAAGACUAGCCGUCUAGGAAUUGACCACGUGGUCCACGUGACGGUUCCGCCACUCCUUGCUUCUUGGACCUGAAGAGCAUCGUCUGCAGAUGAUGCAGCACAGCCAUGUACAGCUUCAGUGAAGCCAAAAUGGUUUUAAGUUUGAUUAUCUGCCUGUGUUUCCAUGACACUUCAUUCGUAACAUAUCGUACAAGAGUGGGGAAAAAUGCUACGUGUACAAAAUUUUUUCUCAAUAACUUGCUGGUUCGUCAGAAUGUGUCUCAACGCAAUUCAUUCGAGGUACGAUUCGUUUACUAGUUGGUAGAUCAUUUAAAUAUUUUAUGUGGAAGUAAAUUGCUGUAUAGUGACA